AUGGCAGCGACGUAUGAUGUCGGCACCAAGGCGUGGCAGCCCGAUGUUACCGAAGGCUGGGUUGCCUCCGAGGUCGAGCAGAAGAACAUCGACGGAGACAAGGUUACGCUCAUUUUCCAGCUGGCCAAUGGAGAGACAAAAACUUUGGAGACGACGCUGGCCGCCAUUGCAGAGGGCAAAGACGCAAAACUACCACCGCUGAUGAACCCGACAAUGUUGGAGGCCAGUGAUGAUUUAACCAACCUUUCGCAUCUGAACGAGCCCGCAGUAUUACAAGCCAUCAAACUACGAUAUGCACAGAAAGAGAUCUACACGUACUCGGGCAUUGUCCUUAUUGCUACCAAUCCCUUUGCCCGCGUCGACUCGCUCUAUGUUCCGGGAAUGGUCCAGAUUUACGCCGGCAAGCAGCGCCAGACACAAGCGCCGCAUUUGUUUGCUAUAGCAGAGGAGGCUUUUGCGGACAUGCUUCGAGAUGGUCGCAAUCAGACAAUCGUCGUUUCGGGAGAGUCUGGUGCCGGAAAGACCGUCUCCGCUAAAUACAUCAUGCGCUACUUUGCAACAAGAGAAUCACCGGACCAGCCUGGCUCUCGCUCAAAGGGUCGCGUCGAGAGUAUGAGCGAGACCGAAGAGCAAAUUCUGGCUACUAACCCUAUCAUGGAGGCCUUCGGAAACGCAAAGACAACCCGCAACGACAACUCAUCAAGAUUCGGAAAAUACAUCGAGAUCAUGUUUGACAAGAAGACGGACAUCAUUGGUGCGAGAAUUAGGGUAUACCUGCUCGAGCGUUCGAGACUGGUUUUCCAACCGCUCAAGGAGAGAAACUACCACAUCUUCUACCAACUCGUGGCUGGUGCUUCGGAUGCUGAAAAGGAAGAGCUUGGUUUAAUACCCGUGGAAGAGUUCGACUACCUGAACCAGGGCAGUGCCGCACAAAUAGAGGGUAUGGACGACGCAAAGGAGUUCAGCGACACCAAAGAGGCCUUGACCAGGAUCGGUGUUUCGACCAGUCAGCAAUCUUCCAUCUGGAGAAUUCUCGCCGCUCUAUUGCACAUUGGAAACAUCAAGAUUAUAGCCACACGUACCGACUCGCAGCUCUCUGCCUCCGACGCUUCAGUCGUCAAGGCUUGCGAGCUUCUCGGAAUCGACGCCGAGAGCUUCGCCAAAUGGACCGUCAAGAAACAGCUUGUCACUAGAGGUGAGAAGAUCACGUCAAACUUGACUCAGCAACAAGCCACUGUCGUUCGUGACUCGGUCGCCAAAUACAUUUACUCCAGCUUGUUCGACUGGCUUGUCGAGAUUCUCAACAGCAGUCUGGCAACUCCCGAAGUCCUCGAAAACGUCACCUCCUUUAUCGGUGUUUUGGAUAUCUAUGGUUUCGAGCACUUCGCCAAGAACUCUUUCGAACAGUUCUGUAUCAACUAUGCCAACGAGAAGCUCCAACAAGAGUUUAACCAGCACGUCUUCAAGCUCGAACAGGAAGAGUAUCUUCGCGAGGAGAUUGACUGGAAGUUCAUCGAUUUCUCCGACAACCAGCCUUGUAUUGAUCUCAUUGAAGGCAAGCUUGGUGUGCUCGCUUUGCUCGACGAAGAAUCAAGACUACCUAUGGGUUCCGACGAGUCUUUCGUUACCAAGCUCCAUACCAGCUUCGGUGACAGCAAGUCAAAGUUCUUCAAGAAGCCCCGUUUCGGCAAGUCGGCUUUCACCGUCUGCCACUACGCUGUGGAUGUCGCAUACGAGUCUGAGGGCUUCAUCGAGAAGAACAGAGAUACUGUGCCCGAUGAGCAUAUGGAGGUUCUUCGUGCUUCCACCAACUCUUUCCUUACUGAAGUACUUGAGGCCGCUUCUGCUGUGCGUGAACGCGACACUGCAGCUGCUCAGGCAAAGCCUUCUGCCGUCGCUGCCGCUGGCAAGAGACCUGGUGCUGCCACAGCAAGAAAGCCUACCCUAGGUGGUAUCUUCAAAUCGUCCUUGAUAGAACUCAUGAGCACCAUCAACUCCACUGAUGUUCACUACAUUCGUUGUAUCAAGCCCAACGAGGCCAAGGAGGCUUGGAAGUUCGAGGGACCUAUGGUUCUGAGUCAAUUGCGUGCUUGCGGUGUUCUCGAAACCGUCAGGAUCAGUUGUGCUGGUUAUCCUACAAGAUGGACCUACGAGGAGUUCGCCCUACGAUACUACAUGCUUGUACCCUCAACGUUAUGGACUUCAGAACUCAGAGGCAUGGCCAACGCCAUCUUGACACAGGCACUUGGCGGUUCUGCCAACGACGGCUCAAGCAAGUACCAGCUUGGUCUAACCAAGAUCUUCUUCCGUGCCGGCAUGCUUGCUUUCCUCGAAAACCUGAGGACAAGUCGUCUCAACGAUGCUGCAAUCAUGAUCCAGAAGAACCUCCGCGCCAAAUACUACCGCCGUCGCUACCUCGAAGCUAUCGGCUCUGUCCGUGGGUUUCAGUCCCUUGUGCGAGGAUGCUUCGCACGGCGCAAUGCAGAUGAUGCGAGGCGGACCAAAGCUGCCACCACAAUCCAACGGGUGUGGAGAGGUCAGAAGGACCGCAAGAACUUCGUACUUAUCCGCAACAAUCUCAUCCAGUUCGAAGCGGCGACCAAGGGAUAUCUCUGCCGCAAGAACAUUUUGGACACGAGACUAGGAAAUGCUGCAAGAACCAUUCAGCGUGCCUGGAGAUCUGGACAGCAGCGUAAGGAGUGGACCGACUACAGACACAAAGUCACUCUUGUGCAAGGACUGUGGAGAGGUAAGCAGGCUCGCAAGGCGUACAAAGGUCUGCGUGAGGAGGCUAGAGACCUCAAGCAAAUCUCAUACAAGCUUGAGAAUAAGGUCGUCGAGCUUACCCAGUCACUCGGCGCCGUCAGGACCGAGAACAAGGCUCUCAAGCAUCAAGUGCAGAACUAUGAGAGUCAACUCAAUACCUGGAAGAACCGUACCCAAGGUUUGGAACAAAGAGCCAAAGAGCUCCAAGCAGAGGCCAAUCAAGCUGGCAUGAGUGCUGCCAAGGUCGGUCAGCUCGAAGAAGAGAUGGCCAAGCUCCAACACAACUACGAAGAGUCUUCAUCAAACAUGCGCAGACUACAAGACGAGGAGAAGACGUUACGCGAGUCACUUCGUGUUACUACCGAGGAGUUGGAGAACUCAAGGCAGAGCGUCACCGUCUCAGAGACCGAGAAGAUGUCAUUAAGGCAGCAACUGGCAGAGCUCCAAGAUCAGCUGGAGCACGCCAAGCGUGCUGCGCCAGUCAAUGGCGAGAUGACCAAUGGUGUUGCUGGUCAGCCCAGCGGUCUGAUCAACCUAGUCUCUUCUUCAUCCAAGAAACCUAAGCGUCGCAGUGCUGGCUUCGAACCCACAAACACCGACAGAUUCAGUGGCACUUUUAACCCUCGACCAGUGUCGAUGGCUUUUGGUGCUACCAGCGGUCACCAGCAAACUCUUUCCGGAUCUACCUUCAAGCCUGACUUGGAGAACGUUGAGAUGGAGCUUGAGAAUCUGCUUGCUAACGAGGAAUCCCUGAACGAUGAAGUCUCCAUGGGGCUCAUUAAAAACCUCAAGAUUCCCUCGCCUGGAUCUACACCUCCACCUACAGACAAGGAAGUUUUGUUCCCUGCCUACCUCAUCAACCUUGUCACUUCUGAAAUGUGGAACAACGGCUUUGUCAAGGAGUCGGAGCGCUUCCUCGCCAAUGUUAUGCAGUCCAUCCAGCAAGAAGUUAUGCAGCACGAUGGUGAUGAGGCUGUCAACCCUGGUGCUUUCUGGCUCUCAAACGUCCACGAGAUGCUCUCAUUCGUCUUCCUCGCCGAAGACUGGUAUGAAGCACAAAAGACUGACAACUUUGAGUAUGACCGCCUUCUCGAGAUCGUCAAGCACGAUUUGGAGAGUCUUGAAUUCAACAUCUACCACACUUGGAUGAAGGUGUUGAAGAAGAAGUUGCAUAAGAUGAUCGUCCCAGCCAUCAUCGAGUCUCAGUCACUUCCUGGCUUUGUCACCAACGAAAGCAACCGUUUCCUUGGCAAGCUUCUCCAAUCCAACAAUGCACCUGCCUUCAGCAUGGACAACCUCCUUUCUCUCCUCAACAACGUCUUCAAGGCCAUGAAGGCAUUCUACCUCGAAGAUUCGAUCAUUACCCAAACUAUCACCGAGCUUCUCCGUCUUGUUGGUGUCACCGCCUUCAAUGACCUUCUCAUGCGCCGCAACUUCCUGUCAUGGAAGCGUGGUCUGCAGAUCAACUACAAUAUUACCAGAAUUGAGGAAUGGUGCAAGAGUCACGAUAUGCCUGAGGGUACCCUCCAGCUUGAGCAUCUCAUGCAAGCUACCAAGCUUUUGCAGCUCAAGAAGGCGACGCUCAACGAUAUUGAGAUUAUCCAGGAUAUCUGCUGGAUGCUCUCACCUAAUCAAAUUCAAAAGCUUCUCAACCAAUACCUCGUAGCCGACUACGAACAACCCAUUAAUGGCGAAAUCAUGAAAGCCGUCGCCUCCCGCGUCACCGACCCGAAAACUGACGUCCUCCUCCUUCCCGCCGUUGAUAUGGACGACAGCGGCCCCUACGAAAUCGCCGAACCUCGCGUCAUCACCGCCUUAGAAACCUACACACCCUCAUGGCUUCAAACACCACGUCUUAAGCGACUAGCAGAAAUUGUCUCCGCCCAAGCCGUCAUGCAACAACAACUUGACGCCGGUGGUGCUAUCGCUAAAGAGGCAUAUGAAGGUGGUGAAGACGGCGAGGGAGGCGACAUGGGUGACUGGAGUCAUUUGAAUGGACAAAAUGGCCUCCAACAUCAUGAGCAAGAAGCUGGGAUCUAG
Aureobasidium subglaciale EXF-2481 is the source of this 4806-nucleotide messenger RNA. RefSeq lists its product as uncharacterized. Gene Ontology annotation, cellular component: vesicle; cytoplasm; myosin complex. NCBI's taxonomy places the organism in Eukaryota, Fungi, Ascomycota, Dothideomycetes, Dothideales, Saccotheciaceae. The transcript is spliced from 5 exons. Gene Ontology annotation, biological process: vesicle transport along actin filament; actin filament organization. Gene Ontology annotation, molecular function: microfilament motor activity; ATP binding; actin filament binding. Bases 1 to 4806 code for a protein of 1601 amino acids. The record is from RefSeq and is a predicted model, not a curated record.